CAAUGGCCACCUCAACGCUGCAAUCUCCGGCCGCGUCGCCGUCCCCAUCUUCCACACCAUCGUCGGUGAAGAAUCCGCAACUGAAGCGCGUCGUCUACUCCAAGUAUCGGGAAUUGCUGGGAUCGUACAACGAUAAGGCCAAUGCCAUCAUCGACACGCUGCCUGCCUAUAUGGUGCGUCAGGAUCGUGGAUUUCAACUGUCAGAGUUGCCCCUGACUGCGGAUACCAAGAACUGCAUGGAAUCAUCCUAUGGACAACGCGGGGCAGGAGGAGGCGGCUCAGGAGGUGGAGGCUACGAGGCCCCGGCCUGCGUACAGAAUGCGAUGAUGACAAAAGACAAGAAGCCGUUCACCUACACCCCAGGCGGCAUAGAUCUCUCCCAGAUCCGGUCGGAGCGCAUGGCCAAACGGUUGGCGCGCAACGCCCAGUCGGAGGGUGCCACAGGAGCCGCCCAACAGAACAGACCCGCCCAGCCACAGUCGCCAGGGGGAGCCCCCAAUGCGGCCAACGCGAUGGGCGCAGCUGCCAUGGGGAUGCCUUUCCAGGUGCUGCCGCCGCCGCCACCGCCACCGCAACCACAGACACAGGGUAAGAACGGCACUCAAUUUGGUGCCGCUGCUGCUGCUGCACCCCCACCACCACCCCCCCAACAACCCAGCACACUAGCGCCACCCACGGGCCGACUCAGUGCCCCAGGUUCGCCUGCCACGGCCCGCAAGUCUCCGACCCCGCAGCGCUUCGAGCCUCCCCCAUUGGGCUUCCGUCCGGAAAUCAAGAUUCCGGCGAACCCAAUGGCCGCUCUGCGAAAGGUCCCACCACCGGUGGAGAAGAACACAUUCUGGAAGGAUGAGUAUGUCAAGGACCGCUCCAAGAGUCCCCUGCCAGAGACUACCAGCACCACCAGCAACCAAAAUGGAGACUACAAUGGCAGCAACGGAAGCAAUUACAACAACUCAGAUGCUGUCGAUGGUCCAAAAUCGUUUGACAACAGCAGCAACAACAACUGCAACAGCUAUAGCCCCUACACACCCACUCAGCCACAGCAACCCAAGACCCCACCCAUGCAACAGCAGCAGCAACAACAGCAAGCAUAUCAGCAACAGCAGUAUCCUACGCCGCCUGCCACUCCGCUGCAGUAUCAGCAGGAGCAGCAGUCGCCGCGUCAGGAGUUCCGCAGUGUGGCCAUGCCCACAUCGCCAGCUGUCAGCGUCUACACACGUCAGGCGGAAAGUCCUCGCUCUCCCUUCGAGCGUCAGACGGAGAGUCCCCGCUCGCCCUUUGAGCAGCAACGACCACCAGCAGCCAACUCUCCCCUGGCUAAUGCACCACAACAACAACAGCAGCAACAGCAGCAGCAACAGCAGCAGCAACAACAGCAGCAACAGGCAGCCCAAUCCGUGCCGUGGCGUACACAGCGUGCUCAGCCUGCCCCACAGCAUCCACAGCCCAUCUACAACAAUGUACAGCAGCAGCAGCAGCAGCAGCAACAAAGAUCUCGCGAUGUCUUCAGCCCAGGACGGAUUGAGACAUCAGCAGCAACCAAUUUCAAUGCACAGCCGCUGCAGCAACAGAACUUUGGCCAGCAACAAACACAAUAUCCAGGAGCAGCAAAGCCGACCAACGUUGGAUCGCUCUACAUUGCUCCCCUGGCUCAGCCCACAGAGCCCCAGGCACAGCGCAUUCUGCUCCAGCAACAGCAGCAAACACCGUCCCGCGACUCGCCCAUGCGUCAGUUGCCACAACAGCAGCAGCAGCAACAGCAGCAGCAACCACAGCAGCCGCAGAGCAACCAGCCGCUGCGUUGGCUCAGCUCUCAGCCAGCAAGCAAGGAACAGGCACCCUGGGCUCGUCCCGAGGAAAAUGGCAAUGUACUGCCCUCGACCUUGAGGCAGACCACGCCGGCGCCCCAGUCCCAGCCACAGCAGCCGCCACAGUCUCAGACAUCUUUCUACCAGCCACAAUUGGUACAAGGCAAUGGCUAUGGUCCCACUGCGGGUCCUGUUUCGGCUCCGUCAGCAGCAAUCGGUCAGCAGAACUUUGGCUCGCAUCCUCAGGCAGGGGGACUGCGCUUGCAGAUCAACUUGAACACGAAUGGCAGCAACAAUAAUACCACUCAAAGCGGUCCAAGGGAGCGCAUCAUACCCAUAACACUGGAGCAGACCCCAACCUAUGCCGCUGCACAACCCAACUUUGGUGCGCCUGGUGGGCACAUAAUACGCUCAGCUAAUCAAUUUGUCGAUCAAGGUUACAACAAUUAUCCAGCCCAGUCCAGCCACCCGCACACGCAGUGGCGUGAGCCCAGCUCCCAGCGUGUCCUGUCGCCCAACCUCCAGCCUCCUCCAACGGGCAACGGGAUCAGCAGCAGCAACGGGAAUGCCAAUGGAGCGCGGAUUAUACCCAUUUCGAUUGAGGGCGGACGGGGGGGACCCGUCUCCCAGUCUCCAGUGCUGCUUCAAAACGAUCCGCGCUCACCGCCCAUCCAAUCGAAAUCGUUUAGAAUAUUGCAAAAGAUAACCGACACGGUGGACGAUGGCAGCGGUGGAGAACCCCCGCGCCAAGAGUCCCCGCUGCAGCAGCCAGCGUCCCUGGACGAGGCCGGGGUGCCGCAGUUGCAGCGGCCCCAGUUCGCGCGCCAGAUGAGCGCCCAGCAGGCACGCAAUAGUCCGACCAUUGAGCAGAUGAGGCGCCUGCAACUGGCCCAGGAUCAGCAGCAGUCGGGUACGCCUUUAGCUUGGUCCCCGCAAGGUAACGGAGUCAUGUCCCAGAAUCGCUUUACGCCCCAACGUUAUGAUACACCCCAACAACAAUCACAGCAAUAUGUGCCGCCCAGUGAACAGCAGGUGCCGGAACCGAAGAAAUAUACCGGCAGUGCUAUACCCAGUCGAUCAUUCAAAAUCCUACAGGCAAUGACAACACCCGAAAAUGCCGAACAUAAAAUUCACACCGAGCUGGACUCGGAUUUGGAAAAUGUUGACUUGAACGAAAUCCCAAAUAAUAAUAACUAUAAUCAAAAUACUGAAAAUACUCAAAAUAAUAAUCAUAAUCAGCAUAACAAUGAGAUUAACAGUAAAACCAAUAAACGUCACAGUUACACAUCAUCCACACCCACCCCCACCCCCACACCCACCACAGACCACACCCAGGCCACAUAUUCAUCCAAUUCAUCCCUCAGCUCUGCCGACAGCUCGUGUCCCCCGCGCUCUCAGUCAGUGCCUCCACACUAUCCCUAUGCCUAUGGCUAUCCGUAUCCCUGGUAUAUGCCACCGCCCCCUGGAGAGGCAGCUCCAAUGGCCCCAUCCCAUUGGCCGUAUCCUUAUCCCUAUCCCCCACCACCGCCGGCGCAUCAUGCGGUGGAGGGAAAGCCAGCCGAUGUAUAUCCGCCCUACUCGUACUACUAUCCGCACCCGUAUCCGCCCACAAUGCCGCCCUACGGACAGCCACCAAGUGGCGGCGAUGCUCAGCCUCCGGCUGGGUAUCCACCGUUCCAUGCCAUGCCUCCCUACGGGCAUCCGUAUCCCUACCCAGUGGCCCCCAGCUACAGUCAGAGCUCCAACGAUGAGAGUCGCGCCAGCAGCGUGCUCCCGGACAUCAUCAUCACGCCCAGCACCGAUGACAUGCCCUCACAGGUGAUCAUGCAGCAUCACAUCAAGGUGGAGCCUCGCGAUUCGCCCAAGCGGGCCCACUCUGUGGAGAUCGAGGAGCUGGUGAGCAGGCCCAAGACCCGGAAUAUCUGCACCAGCAAGCACGAGGUCAUCGAUAUGCUCAGCCAGCGUCUGGCCAACAUUAACAAGAUUGCCGGCGGCAACACCCAUGCGAAUCUCUCCAAGCAGCUCCAGAAGGACUAUGCGGGCGAGCAGUCCAAGGAACUCGGAGCGAGAUCUCCCAGCGAGAACGCUUCGAUAGAUGACAGCGAUUCUGAGGAAGAGACCAGCGAUGAUGAGGACGAGGAGGAGGAUACUCCAAAGCACGCAAGUCGACCAGCUCCUUUGCAGGCAAUCAAGUCAGUGACCAACGUGCAGGUCUACAAAGGCAAAGCAUUGGAUCAGCAUUUGGACUCGGAGAGCAGCGAUAAUGAGGAUGAUGAUGAUGAGGAUGAGGAUGUGACCACAGCGGAUGAGAUGUUUGACGAAGAAGAACAGGUCGAGGAAGAGCAGGAGGCUCUCAUUGAAGAAAUCGAUGACGAUUAUGUGGUCGAAGAAGACCUGAGCGUCAUAUACGAGGAGGAAAGUGAGCUGGAACGCAGUAGUGAAUAUGCCAAGACUGUCAUCCGAAGGGACGAUUCCAGGUCCACCCUUGUGGACGACAUAGAGAAGCAAAUUGAGGAUAACGACAAUGAUGAUGAUGACGAGUCCAACUCGGUAACCGUUCGCCUGCCGUUGCGUUUCUCCUUCAGUCGCAGCUCCAACGAUGAGAACAUAGCCACCGUCCAGGUUGGCAAUACCACCCAAAUCGAAGAGAAGCGCCAGAGCAUCGUCAAUAGUGCGGAGAGCAAGCGCAGCUCCUUCAGUGUGGCAAAAGUAGAGAGCGCAGACGAGGACGAGGACGAGGACGACGACUGUGAGGUGAGUGUAACCAUAAGUCUGUCCAACUCAUCGCGCUCCAACUCGGUGGAAAAGUACAGACCUACAGAGGCCUAUUCCGUUGAAGAGAUGGCCACACCUCUCAAGGGCAGCAAGGAAGACGUAUCCGCCUCUUUCUCCCUGGGCAUGCGCAACAAGUUCUUGGGCGAGACCAUAGCCAACGAUGUGACCAACAACAUAUCUCGGGCCAAAGCAGAGCCUGAACCCCAAGCCAAAACUGUCGAAGAGACUGUCAGUGCUCCGACGGAGGACUUUGACUUCUUUGCCACGUUGAUGGCCACAAAAAUGCAGGCACAGAAAAUGAUGGAACAGUCCAAAAACUUCUGGAAAACCACCAACACAGAACCAGCCCCAUUAGAGCCGAAAGUAAAGGCUACCGACACUCCCCAACUAAGGGCCAAGGAGAACAGCGCCGAACCCAAGCCAGCCAGGCCCAAAUCGGCUGAUAUGUCUAAGGCACAGGCUUCCUUGGAGGCAGCGAAGAACAGCUUCUGGUCCACAUUCGCAACAGCUUCUCAAGAGCAGGAACAACCAGCCCCGCCAAUGGAGAAUCAAGAACGGAUGGAUUUCUGGGGGAGUAUAGACAAGAAAAAGAAAAUUGAGUCGGGAGAAAAACAGUGGACAAAAAAUAAGAAAACUGUUACCUAUACUCCCCUAAAGAAGGAGACGGCGACAAGAGUGGAGCACUGGACAACAACACUGCGGGCUCACGUGGAAUCCAUGCCAUUGGCCCAAAAAGCUGAGGUUCAUUUUGUGGUGGAAGAAAAGCCCAUGGAGAUCGAGAAGACAAAAGAGCAGGAACAGAACGAGGACUUCUCGGCUUCGGAAGAUCAGUCAAGGGCCGCUUACAAAGAAGACUUGGAGAAUGAACUUACAUUUGAGGCUGAGAUGGAUAACUGGAAUGGCCAACAGGAUGAGCAGCAGGAUGAGGAGGACGCGGACUUCUGGGCCGACAACAAGUCUACAGCGAGCAGCAACGAGGACGAGAAGGCCUCGGGACGCUUGGCUUAUGAUCCCACGAAAUACCCCGAGGAGCCCCGAGAGGUGGACACUGACGAAGAAAUUGAUUUCUGGGCCGAGAUCGAGGCGAAGAGGAAGCCAGACGACGACGAUGAUGUGACCUUCCACAGGUCGGCCACCUUCUGGGCCCGAAAAGAGCGUCAGAAUUCUGUGGAGGAAACCCCAUACAAGCCGGUGGAAAUCAAGGCCUUCAGAGCCAAGCUGCCCGAUGAGCCUGCCGUGGCAAUCGAUGUGUGGGCCACACUGGAGGCAGCACGUGGCACAGAGCCAGAGAUUGUCGAUCUCGUUGUGGAGGAGGAAAAGGUUCUCGCCGAGCAAUACGAGGAGCUGCACCACGACACUCCUGAGGAAGAGGAAAAGGAGGAAACACAGCACCAACCCGUGGACGAGGUGCCCGAGAGCAAUCUCCAUAUGGUAGAUACCAUGUCGCUAGCCUCCAUGCACGAGCCGGCCACAGUCUAUACCUGGGCUGCACCGCUGGAGGAAAGCUAUGAGGAUGUUGGGGAGCCCGACUUCUGGGCCGACAUCGAAGAGGAUCGCGCCAAGAAGGAGCAGGGCGAGGAAGUCGAGCAGAAGCGACACAACUACCGGAAGGCCAUGGCCUUCUUCAACACAUCCAUCGAUGGCCAGCAGUCGCCACCGCAGCCCAGUCCCAGUCCAACACCCAAUCGCCACAGCGUUAUCCUGGAGGCUGAGGAGCCCCAAGACCUCGACCUGGGUCCACCGGGAGAAUACGAGAUUGUAGGCGAGGAUGGGGCGAUUAUGGAGGAGCAUAAGCCCCAGACCGCUGAGGCAGACGAAGAGGAGCGUGGAGCUCCCACUCCGACCAACUUUGAGCCACACCUUCCAGAGGUGUAUGUCGAGCCCGAGCCAGAGAUGAAGCGCUUGGCCAAUGGACUGCCCGACCUGGAGGUGGAUAAGUUCAGUGAGGCACCCAAAAUCUCAGUGCGCGACCGCAUCAGCGCCUUUGAGGUUAGUUCCGAUCAAGAUGCACCCAGCUCCAAGGCAUUGACCAUUCAGUCGCUAUCCGUGGACAGCGGUCAUGGAAAGGGGACACUGUCCCGCAACAGCAGCACGCAACGCUCCGAGUCGGAGAUCGAGGAGGAUGACUCGGGCGUCACGGACAUGAAUCGACAGCUGUCAGAGACGGACACCGAGUCCGAGAGCUUCCCGGAGCUGCGGAAGAUGACCAGCUACCAGCGAGCCGCCACACAUUCCAGACUUUUUAAGCUGCUGCAGGACGAGAAUGACCUGCCCGAGGCAGCGGCCCAGGCUGACGAGUUCCAGCUGAAGCCCAGCCGGCGCAAGAUCGUCCACAAUGUGUCCAUUACCCGGCGCCAGAAUCCCAACGCACUGGGCGAGGCCGAGAGCAUGACCCAGCGACGGGAGCGCCUCUCACUGCCGCUGCGCAAGAACACCAGCAUCGAUGCGGACAAUCCCUCGACGCCCAACAGCCCGGCCUCCCCCAUCAUGGGGCCCUCGGCCAAGAACCAGCGCGUGGUCAGUGACAAGCUCGUCAACGAACUGGUCCAGAGCCUACUCCUCAAGAGCGACAGCACACAUCUGCGCAAUCUUCCCAUGGAGCGGCUGCAGGCAGCCGCCAAGCGGGCCCUGGUCGAGGAGAUGGACUCCGCCCAGGAGAACAGUUCGCUAGACAGCACGCCCGCACCCACGCCAAAGCAGGACAAGGAGUACGCCGACUACUACAACAGCUGGUGCGACGCCAGCGGCAGUGGCGAGGAGGUUGUACCCUCGAAGGCCUUCCGAGCACUCCAGGAUCCGCGCCGCAGCCCCUGGACGGUGCGCUGUCCGCGGGUGCUCAGCUCAAAGACCAUCAACCGCGAUUUGGCCAGAGUCACGGAAUCGCCAGAGAUCGCCAGCGGUCGCGGCAGUAAGAGUCCAGAGUGCUUCCGUCAGAAUUCCCAGUCCAGGGAACGGUCGGUCAGCAGUUGGCGCAGGGUCUAA
Molecule: messenger RNA, 7565 nt
Organism: Drosophila persimilis
Lineage: Eukaryota; Metazoa; Arthropoda; Insecta; Diptera; Drosophilidae
Product: putative mediator of RNA polymerase II transcription subunit 26
Exons: 10
Coding region: 3-7565 (2520 amino acids)
Molecular function (GO): MAP kinase scaffold activity
Source: RefSeq, a predicted model, not a curated record